Messenger RNA from Erigeron canadensis, 1449 nucleotides. Its product is annotated as auxin-responsive protein IAA8-like. The coding region runs from base 303 to 1358 and encodes 351 amino acids. Gene Ontology annotation, molecular function: protein binding. The transcript is spliced from 6 exons. NCBI's taxonomy places the organism in Eukaryota, Viridiplantae, Streptophyta, Magnoliopsida, Asterales, Asteraceae. Gene Ontology annotation, cellular component: nucleus. Gene Ontology annotation, biological process: regulation of DNA-templated transcription. The record is from RefSeq and is a predicted model, not a curated record.
GUGAAACAUUUUUGUUUCACAAUUGAGAGACUCAAAAGUUUAGAGGGCACACGCAUCAACCCUCUCUUUUGUUUGCUUUCUUUCCACCAGUACUUUACUACUCCUGAUUAUUAAUCCCCUGAGUUGAGCGACCUUCCCCUAUUUUUAUAUACUCCAAAAUACACAAAUAAAUAAAUAAAUAAAUAAAUAUUCCGGUUUCUUCAUCCUUUCCACCAAGCUCACUGAUUCCUUUUACUCAUUCAUUUUCAGAUUGACUUGAAGAAAUAAGGAUAGAUAUUUCAAAUUAAGGACUUGAGUAACUGAUGAUGUCUUCGACCUUGUUAGGCGUCGAAGCGGGCGGGAAAGGGAAUGUGUCUAGUUUACAAAAGAUUACGAUGAUGGCUGAAAGAAAUUACUUAGGGUUGUCGGAUUGUUCGUCUGUGGAUAGUUCGAAUGUGUCUAAUAUAUCGGAAGUGAACAAGAAUAGUCUAAACCUUAAGGAGACUGAACUAAGGCUUGGUCUUCCGGGGUCUCAAUCACCCGAGAGGGAUCCAGAAAGUAGCUUAACGAGCUCUGAUAAACUAGAUGAGAAACGCUUGUUUCCUUUGCUUCCUUACGUUGUUUCUGGGCAUAAAAGGGCGUUUACUGAUGCUAUGGAUAGUUGCUCGGAAGUUAAGGGGGUAACUGAAGGGAAUUGGAGGUUUGAUGCUUCUGGGGUUGAAUCUGAUGCUUCAAAGUUAAUAGGUCAAGGGAAGUUUUCUAGUAAUUUGAAUGUAAAUGGAAAUGGGAAGAUAUUGUCGGAGGCUCAGCCUGCCGUGAUGAAAGUGGCGCUCUCAAAAAUGGCGCAGGAAAGACCUUGUAGUGGAAGUAAUCUUAACAAAGUAAAUAGCUCCAAUCCUCCGUCUGCAAAAGCACAGGUGGUUGGUUGGCCUCCGGUUAGAUCAUUUAGGAAGAACAUGCUGGCUACAAGCUCAAAGAACAAUGAUGAAGUAGAUGGGAAGCCUGGUCCUGGUGCAUUAUUUGUGAAGGUUAGCAUGGAUGGUGCUCCAUAUUUGAGGAAGGUUGAUUUGAGAGGUUACUCUACUUAUCGAGAACUUUCUUCUGCUCUCGAGAAGAUGUUUACAUGUUUCACUAUCGGUCAGUGUGGAUCUCAGGGAGCUCCGGGGAGGGAAAGUCUUAGUGAGAGCAAACUGAGAGAUCUUUUGCAUGGGUCAGAGUAUGUUCUUACGUAUGAAGAUAAGGAUGGUGACUGGAUGCUUGUGGGAGAUGUUCCAUGGGAUAUGUUUAUUGGUUCAUGCAAGAGGCUGAAGAUCAUGAAGGGCUCUGAUGCUAUUGGUUUAGCUCCCAGGGCCACCGAAAAAUCAAAGAACAGAACUUAAUUUUUGAAGACUGCUCGGUCCUGCUCAUGGUUGGAACGCAAAUGAGUAGUUUUGGUUCGGAAGCUGUGGAGGAAACGGGCUCGGGCUCGGG